GUGUCAUGAGUAAUGCACCCAAGAGGAACACCAACAUGGCGCUGCCCAUGUCCACAUGAGUUCAGUGGCCAAGAAACAUUUCAAUGCAAGCAAUGACUUCGCUUCUGGCUGGCAUGUUCUCAACGUUAACUAGGUCCAUGAAGGUGGGCCUGGAACAUGGGAACACAUUGCUGAAAGCAACAAGUGUUACAUCAGCUGGCUGCCCAAACAGUCAGGUUCGAGGCCGUUACGUGGACUGGAGGAUGAGAAGAGACGGGCUGCGGAGGCAGAUGAUACAGGAACAUUUCCCAGAAAGACUACGGCUCAAUGCAGUCAGGAAGAACAACAUCCUUCCCAAGGAAUUACAGGAGCUUGCUGAUGCUGAAGUUGCAGCCCUGCCACCAAAUUCCAGUAUUGUGAAGAUAAGGAAUCGUUGUGUUGUUACAUCCAGGCCACGUGGUAUUCAACGAAAAUGGCGAAUUAGUCGUAUUGUGUGGCGACAGUUAGCGGACUACAAUCAGUUGUCUGGGGUGACGCGUGCAUCAUGGUGAUAUCUACAAAAUAUGGAUUUUGUUUACUCUAGGAAGAACAAACAAUUUUCAUGUUUGUGAAUGUGAUUUUCAUCAAUGUUACUAAUGUUUGUGAAGAUGAGUGAUGCAAGUGUUUGUUUGUAAAUAUUAGAAAUAUUAAAUGUGUUUGCUAUGA
Molecule: messenger RNA, 684 nt
Organism: Haliotis rubra (blacklip abalone)
Lineage: Eukaryota; Metazoa; Mollusca; Gastropoda; Lepetellida; Haliotidae
Product: 28S ribosomal protein S14, mitochondrial-like
Exons: 3
Coding region: 84-530 (148 amino acids)
Biological process (GO): translation
Cellular component (GO): mitochondrial small ribosomal subunit; ribosome
Molecular function (GO): structural constituent of ribosome
Source: RefSeq, a predicted model, not a curated record